Messenger RNA from Cricetulus griseus (Chinese hamster), 2677 nucleotides. Lineage: Eukaryota; Metazoa; Chordata; Mammalia; Rodentia; Cricetidae. The record is from RefSeq and is a predicted model, not a curated record.
AGAUUUCUAAUUCUGUUUUCUUUGCCCAGUUCUAGGGAGUGAGAACAUGGAGGCCUCUCCGGUGGAUGAGUUUGAGCAUAGUCCACAGGAGGAUGGCUUAAAGUUCAAGGAAGAGGAACAGUUAGUCCCAGUCCAUGAAGUAGGCCAUGCUCCUAUCAAACUUGAAAACAUUCAGAGCUGGGAUGACUUAUGGGUUCACCGAGAGGGAACUGGAAAGCGUCAACCUCGAGACCCAGCCCCCCCUCGAGACCCAGCCCCCCGGUUCCUGGGAGAACCCCGAUGGGGACAAGCUAGUAAUGACCGAGCUGCAGUGUGUGGCGAGUGUGGUAAGAGCUUCCGGCAGAUGUCAGAUUUGGUGAAACACCAGAGGACUCAUACAGGAGAGAAGCCCUACAAGUGUGGGGUCUGUGGCAAGGGCUUUGGGGAUAGCUCAGCCCGAAUCAAACACCAACGAACUCACACUGGUGAGAAGCCCUAUCGAGUCCGGCCACCAGCCUCGGGUCCUCCCAAGAUGCCUCGGUCCCGGAUGUCCCGGAUUCCUGCUGGUGAGCGCCCCACUAUCUGUGGUGAGUGUGGAAAGAGCUUGGGCCAGAGCUCUGACCUGGUGAAGCACCAGCGGACACACACAGGAGAGAAGCCCUACAAGUGUGGUGUCUGUGGCAAGGGCUUUGGUGACAGUUCUGCCCGAAUAAAGCACCAGCGGACACACAGAGGAGAGCAGCUCCCCCGGCCUGUGGUUCCCCAGCGGCAGCCAUCUCAGGCAGCUCCAGCAGCUACACAAAGACCCAAGGCCCAGGACAAGCCAUAUAUCUGCACUGACUGUGGCAAAAGGUUUGUACUAAGCUGCAGCCUACUGAGCCACCAACGCAGUCACCUGGGACCCAAACCCUUCGCUUGUGAUGUGUGUAGAAAGGAGUUUGCCCGGGGCUCUGACCUGGUGAAGCACCUGCGGGUGCACACAGGCGAGAAGCCCUACCUGUGCCCUGAGUGUGGCAAGGGCUUUGCCGACAGCUCUGCCCGGGUGAAGCACCUCCGCACCCACAGUGGCCAGAGACCUCAUGCCUGCCCAGAAUGUAACCGUACCUUUAGCCUCAGCUCUACCCUUCUUCGUCACCGCCUUACCCAUGUGGAGCCCCAGGGCUUUAGUUUCUCAGCCUACCCUGUAGCUCCCCUCAUCCCCAGCCCACCACCUCCUCUUGGCACUAGCCCCUCACUGACCCCUCGAAGCCCUUCACAUUCCAGUGAUGGGCCCUUUGGCCUGCCUGGCUUAGAACCAGAGCCUGUGGGCCCACAGGCUGGGGAACCACCCCCACCACUGGCAGGUGACAAGCCUCACAAGUGUCCUGAGUGUGGCAAAGGCUUCCGCCGAAGCUCUGAUCUGGUCAAACACCAUCGUGUGCAUACAGGGGAGAAACCCUACCUUUGUCCUGAAUGUGGCAAGGGUUUUGCUGACAGUUCUGCCCGAGUCAAGCACCUCCGCACCCAUCAGGGUGAGCGCACCAGACCACCACCAUCUACUCUCCUGCGGCCACAUAACCCACCCGGUCCAGUACCCAUAGUCCCUCAGUCUCGAGGGCGGGGCCAGGCCUCUACACCCAGCCAGCUUCAUGUGUGUGGUUUCUGUGGAAAAGAGUCCCCCCGGAGCUCAGAUCUAGUGAAACACAGGCGUACACAUACUGGGGAGAAGCCAUACAAAUGUGCAGAGUGCGGCAAGGGCUUCAGCGAUAGCUCUGCUCGAAUCAAGCACCAGCGUGGGCACCUGGUCUUAAGGCCCUUUGGAAUAGGGGAUGGUCGGUCAAGGCCCCUCCUCCAGGAGGGGUCACCAGCUGGAAUGGAGUGAUGGACAGUCCAGGGAGGGUAGAGGCCCAGAGUACCUGAGGGGGGGUAUUUGCUGCUGAAGGCAGAGAAAGGCCUGGGAAAUGGUGGGAGGGAUGAGGAGGAUGAGAACAGAUAGAAACAGACUGAAGACCAUAAUGUUCAUACUCAGGAAACCCAGCUAGGUGUUGGGAACCUUGCCAGUAUGAGUUGUACCACAGCUUCUAGAAUACUGCCUAGCAUAGAGUAGACACUUCUACUUGUAAAAUCAGUAAGCUGGACGCAGCUCUGAAAUCCUCUGCCUCUUGUUAAGAACUCUUCCCUCAGCUGGGCACAGUAGUGUACAACCUUUAAUUCCAGCAUUCAGGAGGCAAAGGCAGGCAGACUCAAAUUUGUGGCUCUACAAGGUCAGCCAGGAACUACAUGGUAAAGCAAAAAACAACAACCUUAAUCCUCCCAACCUUUGGCUGGGAGAACAGGGAUUGUUUGAAUUUAAGAUGUCAAAACAAGGCAGGGGCAUUUUGGCCACCCUGAGGGGGAAGUAUUGCUAUAAGGUAGGGAGUUCCCACCUCUACCUGUGGAUCACUGGACAUGGCUUUAUCCAGGAAGGGCCCUUUGGGAAAGAACUUAAAUCUCUGCUUUGAGGGCCCUUGCCAUCCUGACACUGGGACCCUGGUAAAGUAGAACAGAGCCACCAGGAGCAUUCAGGGCUUCUAGUCUGGAUGCAAAGCCUAUGUUGUCAUGGACAUCUGCAAAGACCAGCUUUCUGAGCAAGCAGGGCCAGUGUAGGCCAGAGAAGCUUCCAGGCUCCACAGCCAAGUGUGUGUCUGUCUCUUUACUAAUAAAUGGUCCCUUGUCUGAG